GUAAAUUUUAAUAAAUUUAUUAACUAAAUUUAUUAAAUGUGUUAUAUCAAAGCACGGAAAAAAAUAUCGAAAGAUGUUUUGUCAGCUCUACGUUUUACUGGCGAGUGCUGACCAUAAACUAAACUGCCUGUUUCAUUUAGUUUUGACAAAACCUCUGAACUUUGUCUCGCCUUUCGUUGUCUUUUUACGUUGCUAUAACAAUGCGUCAUUAUCGAUGCACCGUAUAAUUUUGUCACGAUACGAAGUAGAUGUUUAUUUUACAUUAUUUUACAGUUUCGUUAAUAGUUAAGUUUUGUAAAAUAAAAAAAGCGUUGUCAAAAACACAAUUUGAAAGUAUACAAAAUAUGAAGAACAUUUCAUAAAUUAUAAAUAAGAGGAAUAUAAGAAUUAUUUUAUUCUUUAGGAAUUUAAGAAUUUAUGAUUAUCAAUGAGCGGUAAUAUGGUAAACACAUUGUAUCUUUGCAAUAUUUAUGUGAGAUCCCAUACUAUUGCAUCUUGGCACAUCACAGUUUUGCCGUGGACAUACGUAAUAACUACUCCUUUCAAAAGAAUAAGGACAAUUAAUUAAAAAAGAAAAAUAUAUAUUUUAGUCUUCAUGUAGUAUCGGACAUGGACAACCCUAAAUAUUACGAAUAUAGGUCGAUUAUUUUUGUGAAGAAUUACAUUUUGAUUUGUAAAUUUAUAAAUUGCAAAUAUAAAAUGUAUAAUACUUAAAAUCUUUUAUGAUACACUUAUCGAUCAAAGGAUACUUUCUUUGUUUUUUAAUUGUUUGCUACAUAUAAUGUUUAGAAAAUUAAAAUGAUGUAAACUAGAAUGCAAUUAGCAAAAAGCACUUUAAAAAAGUAAAUAUUUUAUCACAUUUGCAUAUUAUGUUUUAGACUUUUUAAAUAUUUUAGAAAGUACGAGGAAAAAAUACAUUUAAUAUAACAGUGUCGAGUAUGAAUUAUAUUUAUAAAUAUUUAUUAAAAAUAUAGUUAUGUAAUGUCAUAAUAAUCAUACAGAUUUAGAAUGGGCCAUUGGAAUAAAUCGGUUUAUAAUAUAAACUCUUAAUAUAAUUUUGUAUUUUACAACAAGCACAAAUUAAAGUACAAAUUAAAUAAAAAAAGAAUAUGAUUAUUUAAAUUGCAAGUACAAAUUAAAAGAAAAAAGAAUAUGAUUAUUUAAAUGUAUGCUAACUUGUACAGAUCAUCGAUGAUGGUGGCAACGUCUUUUUUCCGCGAAUAUGUUGGCUUGUUUCAGUAAUCAUUAACACGUUCGUCCAUGUUGCUUUAUUGUGUGGUCAGUGAAAUUCUCAUUGCUAAAGUGAGUAAUAUUUUCUGUUAUCAGAUUCUUAUUAUUAUUAUAUCUCUUAUUGCAUUGUGAAUUGUUAAUUUAAUUAGCUGUAAAUGAGAUGCAUCGUUAAAAUGCGGGAUUAUUAUAUCAAACUCUGAUAUGCUUCGCAUAUAUCAAUUUCCAUAAUUAUUUUUUGAAAAACAAUAUAUCCUAUAGUUCAUUAUAGUUUUUUGAUGCAUUAAUUAAAGCACAGUGACAUCAGUGGGUAUUUUACUUUUAUGGCAUGUGAGCGAUUUUGAUAUUAACUUUUAUUUAUUAAUGCAGUGUGAUGGCAUACAUUAUGUGGUGCACAAUUUUGCAUUUGGUAUUCACUGAAACCAAAUGAAGCAAAGAACCUGAUAUUGAUAAUAAUUUGUGCCGACAAACCUCUUUACAUUACUGCAGGGAAAAAAUUUUUAAUGACGCUGUCUAUGUUUUGCAGUGUAAGUUAACCUAUUAUUGUGCUAUAGAUGCUAAAUAAUAUUACAAAAUAUUUGAUAUAUUGCAAAUUAUUUAAUGUUAUAUUACUCAUUUUCACUAUCGUCACUUUAUUUUCUUAUAUUUUUGCUUUCAGUUGAUCAAAAUGUCAGCCGGAUCUAUAUCGGUAUUACUCGCGAAUCGAUGAUAUUUAAUCAUUUACCAGGUCAAUUUUCAAUAUAGAAUCUGAUUUUUCACAAUAUAAUAAUAAAAUAUAUUGAGCAACGCUCACUUAAUGCGCCAAACAGAAUUCAUUUCUUCACAUAAACAAAAUUAAAUUAUUGGUUUGAAAAAAAUAUCUAUAAUCAACUGUAACAAACAAUCGUAUACGCAUUAAGAUUACUAUAAUCAUUAAUAAUAAUACCCUAUAUUGUUUUUUUAUUUAAGCGUAAUUUAACUAAUUUGCAAAAAACGUUGACAGAUAAUAUAAGAAUAUUUAUUUUAAAUACAUUAACUAAUUAUACCUAUUACAAUAUUUUAUAAUAUAAUAAUUUAAUUUUUAAAUAUUGCACAGCUUCCCCUAAAGUAUUUAAUAAUUAAUAUUUCUUAAUAUAAUUUAAUUGCACUGUUUCAAGCAAUAUUGCUAAUUAACGCCACUUAAUAGUCAUUAAUAGUCUCUCUCUCUCUCUCUCUCUCUCUUUCUCUCUAUCUUUCUUACUUACUCACUUACUCAGUCUCUUCUCACUGUAGCUUUAUAUAAAUAUACAUAAUUAUUUCAUAUUUUUUAUUGCACUGCAUUAGCCAGAAUGUUUUCUUAUCGAGCACUUACUUUAUGAACUCCCGUUUAAUCUAUUUCGUGUUGCUACCUUUCGGCCUUUUCACGUCGCUACAAACACAUACUGCCUAACGCUCAUUUUUCCUGAAGAGUCUAAUGUGACGAUGCAAUAAUUUUGUUACAUUUUGAAGUUUAUUUGAUGAAAAAUGCCAGUUAAACUUUAGAAAAUGCAAAUUGUUAAAAAAAGUUCAAGUUUUCAAAGUGAGGAAAGAAACGAGAGAAUAAAUUUAUAAUGAGCGCCCCGACAAAAAUUGAAGGACAUUGCACCUGUUUAGAUAUUCAUGGGCUAUUUAGCGAUGCAGAUAGGAGGGCUGUACAAAUUCGUUUCUUCGAACGAGAAACUGCACGCUUAUAAUAAAAAUGAUGCGACAGACGUUAAUACCUAAAAUAUUUACAAGGUGUCUGUACUUUGCACAUUAGCAUGUGCAUUUCAGAACUUCUUCCGUGGACAUGCGUAAUUACCAUGCCCCCUGAGAAACAAAAGAGAGAGCUGAAUUCAUAAAAAAAUGCCAGUCGCGGUUUAGUCUUGGACAUGUACAGCUCUAAAGAAUCGGUACACGCAGGUCUAUAUCUUUAUAUCGUUAAUUUCUAUAUAAUAAACGUAAUGGGUAAAGCCCAUUUCUGAUAUUGACGUGACUGUAUGAUAAUGAAUUUAUAUAUUUAGUAUAUUUUAAUUAGAGAAUGUGUAAAAUUUUACGAUAAACGGUUUUGUCGGUGUUUCAAGAUACGCUGUUUUUUUAUUAAUAUUAGUAGAUUUUGUUUAAAUAUCGAAUAACGCAAAAAUAAUUCUCAUGUGAACAUAUUUUGCUGUUGAGCUAGAAAAAUUUAUCGUAAAACUUCACAAAUUUUCGCAUUCUAUUCCAUCGAUAAUUAAAAAAUUAUUCCAAAAAAUAACAUCGCGUUAUAAACAUUAUAUGAUUGUCAAUAUACUUGAAUCACGCGACGUUACUAAAGUUUAUUUAGUGUUCUUUAUCUGUCGAUGUAAUCACAAAACGUGUGAUAAUUAUGUAGACUUGGAUUGGGCAAUUGGAAUAAAUCGGAGAUGUCUAAAAAUCGUCGGUCUCUGGCCGGACGACAAGUUAAGUCGUCGACAAAAAUUUAUAACAAAUUCACGCGCCAUUGCUUUUUUUGCUACAAUGGUUUGCGUAUCGGUCAUACCUGGCAUAAUGGCAUUUGUGAGAGUCUGGGGCUAUAUGAUGGCGAUGACAGACAAUAUGCAAAUUAGUUUGCCUUUCUCAGUGACUACCUUGAAAUUUAUUAUUAUGUGGUUUCACAAAGAAGAACUGGAACCGCUCUCAAGAAUGGUCAUAGAAGAUUGGCUCAGGGAAAAAACAGCGGAAGAACGAAGUAUUAUGAUAAAGCACGCAAGAAUUGCCAGAAUAAUAAUUGUGUUCGGAUGUAUCAUGAUGGUCAUUGCGUGCUUUCUUCUCAUCAUUCCUCCCAUGUUCGGCUACACCAUGAGAUAUCUGACGAAUUUGACAGAUCCGGGAAGGCCGUUUCUGGUGCAAACGUAUUAUUUGUGUGACAUAACGGAGACCCCGUACUACGAAAUCGUGUUUGCUGCCCAAGCCACAUCGAUUAUAAUGGCCGCGAUUUCUUACACGGGUAUCGAUACUUUCCUGAGCUUGGUUGUAUUUCACAUAUGUGCUCAAUUGGAAAUUUUAGAGGGGCGAUUUCUUAAUUUGGACAAAUACAAGGAUUUCAAGACCGGAUUAGCCAUCAAUAUCGAAGAUCAUCUACGUCUCAUUAGGUCUGUUGAUGUCCUCGACAAUACAUUCAACUCGAUGCUUCUGUCAUUAUUAGUAUUUUUCGCAAUGUUAUUUUGCUUACAAGGAUUUUUAAUCGUUUCCGUCAUUGACGGAACCACUGAUCUUUCCUUUUGGCGAAUAUGCUGGCUCGUUUCGAUUCUUAUUAAUACAGGUAGUCACAUGUGCCUGUACUGCGUGGUCGGAGAGAUUCUUAUAGCCAAAACUGAGGGAAUAUAUAAUGCGGUUUAUAAUUACACGUGGUAUUUGAGAACACCGAGAGAAGUUAGAAACCUGUUGCUGAUAAUAGUUCGCGCCGAAAAGCCUCUGUACAUUACCGCGGGCCGGAUGUUUCCCAUGACACUAUCCAUGUUUUGCAGUUUGAUAAAGACAUCAGCCGGUUAUAUAUCUGUAAUGCUUGCUAAUCGGUAACUCUUCAAUAAUUUGAUCAAACAAAAACAUAGAAUGGCCAAAUAUGCGGAAGAAACUAUAUUUGAGUGAUGUGAAUAAUGUGCAAUCGUGUUUUUUUAUUCAUAUUACAUUUGUCUACGGUUUUGCGUGUGAUUAUUAUUUUAAAAAGAAAAGAUUUAUAUAUUUAUAUUUAUAUAUAUCUAUAUAUAUACAAAUAUAUAUUUCUUAAUAAUAAAAAAAUUUUUAAUUGUAAAGUUACUAUUAAAAAUUAUGAUAAAGUUAUUAAUAAUUGUAAUUAAUUAUAAAAAAUUAUAACAGACUUAAUUAUAUAAAAUAUGUCUAAAAAGAAGAAUUAUUUAUACUAUGCACAACACAAGAAUCUUAUGUAAUAUACUAGUGCAUACAAAAUUUAUAAAAUGUAAGAAAUAUAUGUACCAUAAAUUUUAAAUUAGUUUUAUACUUAUUUUAAAAUCUAAAUAUAAUAAUAACUUUGUUUUUUGUAUUUUAUUUCAACAAAAUAAAAUUUUAGUUAACAGAAAUCCUAUUGCCUCUAUCUACUUAAUCAGAUUAUAAAAAAAAUACAUAGAACUAAAUUAAUCUAUAAUGCAUAAUACUAUGCUUAGAGAUACUUACUCGAAUUUCUCGGAUCGGAGACUCAAGUCCAGCAUUCGAGACGCUUUAUCUUAAAGAUACAAAUGAGCGACCGAAUGCCGCGGACGCUAAUUUUGUGGACAUUAUUCAUACUUGCGCUGUUAGUUUAAGCUUUCUUUGAUCUAUUGGUCAUGCAAAUUUUUAUCAAAAUGGAGGAACGUUUGGGCAACCUAGAUGUCCUGUAUUUUCAUCUCGUACGACGCCACAACAUUGUAUUUUAUAAUAUUAUAUAAGAGGUGUAUUGAAUCUAGUUUGUAUUUUUAGAAUCCUGUAGCUACGGUAGAUUGCAUCAGUAUUUCGCCGAGUCCAUCGUGCAUCUUGAUGGUUUCGUCGGUAUGCGAUGCUCUAAUUGAAUGGAUUUCCAGCUUGGAAAAUGUGGAGAUAAUAAUUCCAGCCUCGCCAUUAUGGGCGAAUUUAUUAACACUGAUGCUCAAGGUAUUUUUUCUUUGGAAACCAACUGACAGCUACCGUUUGGAAAGGGUAAGAUAAAUAUUGGAAAUAUAUUUUAACUAUGAUAUCUAUUACUAAUGAUAACCAUACAAUAAAAAAUCUGCAUAGACAGAUUUAAAACAAAACAAUUUAUCAAUUUCUGAUGGUAUAGAGACAACAAGUUGCAUCAAAAGUCAAAAAGAACACUAGAGAUAUCUUUAUUUUUUUUUUAAAUAUUGCAUAAAUAAUGAUGUUUACAAUGUAUGUUAAUAACCUAUAACAUCUUUAUAUGUAAUUAUGUGUUGUAUUUCCACAGCAUAUAAAGACAUAUAAUUAAGAAAAUGAAAUAGAUAUCAUAUUUUCUCUACUUACACAUAUAUACACAUAUACACAUGUCUAAAACAUUUUACAUACAUAAUUUACAUUAAAAUAUUUUUUUCAAUUUUUAU
This is a messenger RNA of Monomorium pharaonis (pharaoh ant), 6248 nucleotides long. RefSeq names its product odorant receptor Or2-like. The record is from RefSeq and is a predicted model, not a curated record. The coding region runs from base 3478 to 4740 and encodes 420 amino acids. NCBI's taxonomy places the organism in Eukaryota, Metazoa, Arthropoda, Insecta, Hymenoptera, Formicidae. Gene Ontology annotation, cellular component: plasma membrane. Gene Ontology annotation, molecular function: olfactory receptor activity; odorant binding. Gene Ontology annotation, biological process: detection of chemical stimulus involved in sensory perception of smell; sensory perception of smell. The transcript has 6 exons.